Molecule: messenger RNA, 4900 nt
Organism: Micropterus dolomieu (smallmouth bass)
Lineage: Eukaryota; Metazoa; Chordata; Actinopteri; Centrarchiformes; Centrarchidae
Product: receptor-interacting serine/threonine-protein kinase 2-like
Exons: 11
Coding region: 351-2135 (594 amino acids)
Biological process (GO): protein phosphorylation; regulation of apoptotic process; positive regulation of canonical NF-kappaB signal transduction
Molecular function (GO): JUN kinase kinase kinase activity; ATP binding
Source: RefSeq, a predicted model, not a curated record
UUAAAUGACAGCGGUGCUCAGCAGCUCGCUGUUGUCCCUCGUUGACUCCGCCUUUGACAGCUGGUUAGAGGCAGUCUGGCACCAUAUGAUGAGAAAACAGGCGCAUGAAAGCGCACAAGUUAGAUUUAACUCUUGUCGUUGGGUGCACCACGGCGUUUGAAACAUUUUUCGGUUUCUCUUUUCUCUGCCGUCCCUCCUCCUCCGCCACAUCAACGUUAGCUCAGUUUGCUAGCAGUCAGCGACAUUAAUGGCAUGAGCGCGCUUCCUCAUUGCGUUUACCAAAGGGCAGUUCUGCUUUCACUGGUGCAUGAUAAAUCCUCAGACUUCCCGUAACAGGCUCACAAACUGCUAUGGAGCCGUCCGCGGCUAUGGGCUGUAUGAACAUUGGCAGUCUGACCAGCACCUUGCCGGUGAUCCCCUACCAGAAGCUGACAGACCUGUACUACCUGAGCAGAGGGGGCUUCGGAACCGUGUUCAAGGCGCAGCACUCCGACUGGAGGACCACUGUGGCCAUCAAGUGCCUGAAACUUGACUGUCCUGUUGGAGAAAGAGAGAGGAACUGCCUGCUGAAGGAGGCAGAGGUGCUCCACAAAGCCAGGUUCAACUACAUCAUCCAGAUCUUUGGCAUAUGCAACGAGCCCGAGUUCUUCUGCAUAGUCACAGAGUUCAUGAGCAAUGGCUCCCUGGACCUGUUGCUCCAUGAGAAAGACUUGUACCCUGGAUUUGCCUGGCCUUUGCGACUGAGGAUUCUGUACGAGAUUGCCCUGGGGGUUAACUUUCUUCACAACAUGAAUCCCCCCCUCCUACAUCAUGACCUAAAGACACAGAACAUACUGCUGGAUGGGGAGUUUCAUGUUAAGAUCGCAGACUUUGGCCUUUCGAAGUGGCGGCAGCUGUCUGUCAGUAAAGGCUCAGGGUCCAAGCCCACAGAGAUGGGGGGCACAGUGAUCUACAUGCCCCCUGAGAAGUAUGAGCCAUCCAAGAGCCGUCGGGCUGAUGUGAAACACGAUAUGUACAGCUACGCCAUCAUUAUGUGGGAAGUGCUGUCCAGGCAAAUUCCAUUUGAAGAGGUGACCAACCCCAUGCAAAUCAUGUUCAGUGUACUCCGUGGGAUGCGUCCUGACACAAGUCUGAGCAGUCUGCCUGCUGGCAUCCCCAGCAGAGAAACCCUCAUCAGUUUAAUGACCUGCGGCUGGACUGCUAACCCUGAUGAACGACCUUCCUUCCUCAAGUGUUUGAUUGAACUGGAGCCCAUGGUGAGGAAGUUUGACGAAAUUGAUUUCCUUGAGGCCGUAUUGGAGAUCAAGAGAUCAAAGUUGAUCAGAGCAUCAGGUUGUUGUUCAGCCCAAUCAGUGUGUGAGAAUAGGAAUGAUGAGGGAUGCCUGAACAUGCUGAAAGACAGGCACAGCCCUUGGCCGGAGAGCUCCAACUCAGGCUCAGGCUCUUGUUCCUCCCAGGACACGGACAUAUCUCUACCAGGCGCCCUCACCAGCAGCAAUGCUGCACCUUCUAAAGCGGGACUUCCAUCGUCAUUCUUAGCUCAUCCUCUGGAGGCUCCCGAGUCUUUGAAGGACAACUGCACCGUCAACAAUUUGAACAGCUACCAGAGUGCGAGGCCCCUGAAUGAUUUGAACAUACCCAUCAAACCAAGCACGCCCGUCACUGAAUGGGAGACGAUGCUGGAUAAUCUCACGCUCAAGCCUCAGCCUCAGCCUCAGCCUCAGCCUCAGCCUCAGUAUCAUGCAGCAGAAUCCUCUCCUCCCUUGCUGCACUCCUCUUCCUCACAAGGCCUAAUGGCCCUCUGGAUUGAGACACGGCGUGAGGAGAUCGUCUCCCAGAUGACAGAGGCCUGUCUGAACCAGAGCUUGGACGCCCUGCUGGCCCGCUCCAUGAUGAUGCGGGAGGAUUACGAACUGGUGGUUAACCAGCCCACGCGCACCGCAAAGGUCCGCAAGCUGCUGGACAACUGUCCCCGACACAACGAAGACUUCUGCCGCGUUGUCGUCCGCAAGCUGUACGACAACAAGCAGAUGGGCCUGAAUCCCUACCCGGCUGAAAUCAGCUCUCCUACCGCAGCCCUCCUCCCCAGCGCACCGCCACUGUCCAUGUCCUACAAUAUCCCCAGGAACAUGUAGCAGCAGUCACAGCCAAACAAUGGAAAUAAUCCAGAUGCAGACUGUGCUACCUUUACACUACACUCAACUUUUACUGGUUCCGUUGUCAUCAAGAUGGUCAACAUUCCUCCCUCCCUCAACAUUCCCUUUCCCUCAGAAAGUCUGAGAAAUGGCUGGUUGAGCAAAAAGAGUCCCAGGUACAAAACAGAGCUAUUGGCUUUGAAGUAAUCCACUCAUCAACUAGAGACAAAAGGUUUUAUUCUGUAUAAUCAGAAUCAAAAGGUUUUGACUGAAUCAGUGAUUUAAUGAAUGAAAGUGACUUAUAGUCUACUUUCUUUAUUCUGUGGGUUUCUCUCCUUUUGGUAUCUUGUGCUUUUGUCACCAAAACUCAGUUACCAAUUUGUGAAAGCAUAAUUAUGUAGCCCACUAUAUUUUUGUGCGUGUGUGUGAGUGAGAGAGUAUGAGUGUGUGUUGCCUUAUUUGUAGAAUGCAAAUCUCCUCAAUAUACUCAGUUGAUCUGAGUAAGUGACAGGAAGACUGUUAACAUGCUGGAAAACCUACAGCAAAAAUAAGUUUUAUUUCUAUUAUAGCAAUCCUAAAGUAUUAUGAAGUAUGUCAUGGGUUAAUUAUCCUGAUAAUGUUUACCACCCAAGCGAAUUGAGUGAGUAUGUGGCCUGCUACAGUUACAAAUAGUGUCUGUGUUUUUGUAGCGAAGUACAUGACUUACAUUAAAUGUGUGAGAAAAUGCACAGUCAAGUGUUGUGCAAGGACGACUUCAGAGCUACUGAUACCAACUAUGUGGUGUUGAACGUAACUCAGCCGAAGAGUUGGAAUGAAUUGUGAUUUUGGUAGACUGCCGUCAUGUGACUGUAUGGAAAGUUUUUGUCCCUCUUUUCCCUGCCCCUGUUUUUUUUCAACUGCUGAGCUAAAGAGAGUCACUGGGACGUGGAGUAAAGAGGAAGUUGAGAUUGUAAUAUAACACCCAGAAUGAGAGGGACAUGUGUGUCUGCAUGUCUAGAUUAAAAGUGGACCAAAGUAUUCUGCCCUGGAAUUUCUUUUGGUCUUAAUAGUGGCCUCACCUCUUAGUAUUCUUCAUAAUGUUCACACACACUCAGUUUAUUUAUGGACUCUGAGCUAAGAAGAAAAACAAGUUUCACAUUUUUAAUGCUCUGCAGAUGCAUAAGACAACUACUACAAUUGAAGAUCAAACCUGCUUUGCUUGUAGAGCAAACCUUAAGUUUAAUUGCUUUACACAGAAGUUUAAGCAGUCACUCUUGACUCUGUACAACUUUUUCUACUGUAGCUGUGUUUCCUAAUCUGACAGUAUCGCUUGCUAAUAUAAUUAUUUUCUUUGUUUCUCAUAGACAGAGAUCAGUAGCAUUCAGCAAGGCACAAUCCUGUUAAAUGCAGGAAAAAACACAUACUUUUUACCUUCUUUGGAGGGGGGGUAUAGGCAUUGCUUGAUGACGUCAUGUCGUGGGGAGACUCUGCAUGUUCAAAACCCGAGUUUGGGCUGUUUUCAGUACUGCUUUAAUAGCCUUCCUGCGCUUGGAAGGGUUCAUUUCAGCAUGUAAAUAUCAACACUCAUGUUCUCUGGUACCUUUCUUUGUUUUGAUAGCCAAGCCUAUCAAGAAAACAGCAUGAUAAUUAUCAGGUCGGUAACAAAGGCCCAGACAGCAAUCACUGACCCAACUGAUUCUCACCUGAAAUGAAAACACAGUAUGUAACAGCAUGUGGAAAGCAAACAGAACAGCCUACUAACCUAACAACCGGUCACCUCCAUCACAUGGAGAUGAAAAAAAGAAGCUGCUAACUGUAAUUUUGCCUAAUUUUAUAAUAAAGAAACUUGGGUUAAACGAAUUAUAUCUGUUAGGCUAUGGCAAGUUCACCACAGCGUUUUUUUCCUGCUUUGCAUCUGGCAACGCCCAUCCAUCCUUUUAGUGUAGUAGCCUCUAGUGUGUAUGUUGUGUGCACGUUUGUGCAUAUAGUUUCUCAUUAAGGGCCUUACAGUCUCUCUUUAUCACUGCUUUUGUUUCCUCAAAUGGGUGCCUAAAUUACAGUAAUGUAGCUGUGGCGUUUACUGUUUGUACAAUCUAUAAAUUCACUGCAGAAUAGCGUUUGUUUGGUUCCCAUUUCUUUCAAUAAAUGCACUUAAUCCUUUUAGUAUGUGGAUGCACAGGUUCCCCAUCAUUAUGUCCAAAGUGUAUUAAAGUUUAAUAAAGAACGUUUUAUGAGAAACGGUUAGAAAUGAGCCAUAGCAGUUCAUUCUUACUAAGACACAUUAUUACAUGAAAUUGUACGCAGUGGUAUUUAUGAUGUUAUUUAAAUUACAACAGGAAGGCCAAGCAAGGUUGAUAUGCUUCCAUAAUGUUGGACUUGUAUUGCCUUGUCUUUGAUAACAGUGCCUCAUAUUUUGCUUUUGGUCUCAACUAUAGUAACGUGCAAAAGCCUUUUACACACGUAUCGAGCAAAGUUGAGUAAAAAUGCUAUAAAUUUGAUAGGCCAAGUAUGUUGUAACAUUUUGUACUGUAGAUAAUAGUUUCAUCUUUUUUAUAUAUUUUUUCAUUUGUUAUCUCUCGUUAAAAAACUCAUGCAUUGUUUUUAAGUGAUGAUUUGAUAUUUGUAGACUCCCCUUCUGCAAAACACUGGCCUAAUUUGGUGUCAUUAUCAGUAUCACUUGAUCAAACAAUAAUAUAUGUUACAUGAAGUUCAGUCGAUGUGUAAUUGUGGUUUCAACAGAAACUAGGAUUUUUCAUAUAUUGUAUUAAACACUUCAUUAAAAUGGG